AUGGCCUCAACACAGUCAGAUCGACAGUUCUUCCUAAAUCCAGGUCGAAAAGCCUGGAGACAGGUCUUUUCUCCGAGACAUGAAGACAUGUGUAAGACGCCUCAACCUCCACAGUCCGAAGGCCGCAUUUGCGCCAUCUUCAAGAAGUCUAACUUCAGCCGCCUCGACAUCAUCAGGGGGCUUGACAGCCCCAUUGAUACCUGGCUUGACCCCAAAUACACCAUCGACGACGAAUUCUACACCCGAAUACGACCUGCGCUUGUGCUAGCGACACGGUUCUGCAUCUGGACGUCUGAAUUCUUCAACAUUCUUAUGUUUGGGGAAUUUAUAUAUGAGGACCCGAAGAUCAGAUAUGAUCGUUUCACCGAACCAGAGCAUCGACCACGAAUGUUCCCGGACAUGAUGGACAACCUCCACAACAUGCAGUUCUUCACCGGCUAUCACCAUAACACCCGGGAAGACACAUACGCCUCGACAUAUUUCGGCACAUACCCCAAGGAUCACGCACCACAAAUGCCAACCACAGCCGUGCAGCUCAAUACGAAAUUCACAACCUUCUUCACCCACUACCACUACGACACAUUCACAACUGACGUCAAGAACAUGGUGUUAGUCAGCCUGGCCAUCACCCUGGUGCACGAGCUGGUCCAUGUCUGGUACACUCUCCGGAGAAUGGAGAUCGCCCGCCUCGGCGAUCUCCCUCUAUGUCACGCCAUGCACAAGGAGCCGUAUUUCUUCGGCGACGAGAAGAAACCCGAGUUGGGCAUGUCCUGGGAACAUUUUACCUUCAGAGGCAUGCCCCAGUUAAACUGUCCAGGCAACAAGCCUUAUGCCCAGGCCAAGGGUCUCCUUCUCAUGCCCUUGCUAGAGAGUGGUGGCGAAGAGGACGAAGUUAUGGUGGACCCACAGGUUGUGCGCGCCCUUCUCGACCAAGAAUGCUGGGAAAUGUACGAACGUUUGCUCAUUGGAGAUCUUGCUCCAUCUUUCAGAUCUGUCAGUGGCAUGGGAAUCCUGGAGAGGAUGGAGACGGCCGUCGUCCUCAUGACGUUCAAGAACAAAGCGGGUCGCCUGCCUUUUGUGCAAGAGCUACUCGAAGCAAAGGGUGCCAUGUCCUGUCCAGUCGACGAACAACAGCCUGAACCGGUACAGCUCCCAAGUCCAGAAUCACCGAAAUCUACACUGUCGACGGGCACCGAUAUGCCCAACAUAACGGUCUUGGUCCAAGCAGGACAUCGCCGUCCAUCCCCACCAGCUUUAACGCCUUCUGACGACGGCAAGGAGGUGCGUGUGGGCUAUGCCAGCGAGUGGGCAGUCAGCUUUCAACGAGCCAUAGCCGAGCCGACCUACCUGGCGAACAGAGAGCUCAACGAGAAGAGGAUUCAGCGAGCACAAGCUCGACGGGGUCAUGGCCGAAAAGGCCAAAAAAGGCCCUGA
This is a messenger RNA of Fonsecaea nubica, 1434 nucleotides long. RefSeq lists its product as hypothetical. Lineage: Eukaryota; Fungi; Ascomycota; Eurotiomycetes; Chaetothyriales; Herpotrichiellaceae. The record is from RefSeq and is a predicted model, not a curated record. The coding region runs from base 1 to 1434 and encodes 477 amino acids. The transcript has a single exon.